Molecule: messenger RNA, 2435 nt
Organism: Setaria italica (foxtail millet)
Lineage: Eukaryota; Viridiplantae; Streptophyta; Magnoliopsida; Poales; Poaceae
Product: pentatricopeptide repeat-containing protein At2g15980
Exons: 2
Coding region: 42-1430 (462 amino acids)
Molecular function (GO): protein binding
Source: RefSeq, a predicted model, not a curated record
UGUCAUCCAAUCCACCCCAUAGGCAUCUGCUGCCCUUCUCCAUGAACGCCGCCGGCACACGCGGCCGAGACCCCACCCCCGACCCCUCGUCCAGCUACUUCGUCGAUGCCGCCCACCCGUACGCCGCCGCUGCCGCCACCGCGCUCACCUCCCACCGCGCCAAGUCCAAGUGGUCUCACCUCUCCUCGAUCCCCGUCCCGUCCCCGCUCCCGCCCUCCGCCACCGCCGCCGUUCUCCUCCUCCUCCGCCGCCGACCGCACACCGCGCUCCGCUUCCACGCCUUCGCGCUCCGCCGCCUCCUCCCCUCCCACUCCCCUCCCCCUCUCGUCCUCUCCGCCUCCGCCGCCCACGUCGCGGCCGCCUCGCGCCUCCGGGGCGCCGCCCUCGCUGUCCUCGCCUCCGCCUCCCGCCACUACUCCCCGGCCGAGAUCUUCAAUGCCCUCGCCGCCACCUACCGCCGCUUUGCCUCCGCUCCAUUUGUCUUCGACCUCCUCCUCCUCGCGUACCUCCGCUCCCGCCGCGACGCCCUCGCCGCGGCCUCCGUCGCCCGCCGCAUCCUCGCCGCCGGCGCCCGGCCGCUCCCCUCCACUGCCGCCGCUCUUCUUCGAUCACUUCCCUCCGCCGCCGCGGCGCUCGACAUGUACCAUCAAAUCUACACACAUUCAACUCCACAGAGCAGCCACCUGCUCCAGCCGACCGUUCACACCUUCAAUUCCCUUCUCCUAGCCUUCUACCGCGAGGGCAAGUGCGAUGAAUUCAAGAUUGUGCUCCAGGAAAUGGGCAAAUAUUCCUGCAGGAACAAUGUCUGCACCUACAGUAUUAGGAUGGCUGAGUACUGCGAUUGUAGAGAUGUGGAGAAGGCACGAGGACUGUGGGGUGAGAUGGUUCAGGAAGGGAUCCAGCCUGAUGUAAUUGUGUGCAACACGAUGAUUGGUGGCUAUUGCCGUGCUGGGGAGGUAGGGAUGGCAGAGGAGAUGUUUAAAAAUAUGGAGAUGGAUGGAAUUGAUCCAAGUGCCACGACGUUUGAAUGGUUGGUUAGGGGGCAUUGUAUGGCAGGGGAUGCUGAGGCGGCGCUGCUUGUGCGUGCAGACAUGAGGAGGAGGGGGUUUGGGUUGGCGUCAGAGGUUGUUGAGGAAUUGUUGGAUGCAUUAUGUCAAAAUGGUAGGGUUCAGGAUGGCUUGCAUGUUUUGCGGGAGGAGAUGAGGAGGGAAGAGUUUGCGCCAACUCGGAGGAGUUAUGAGAUAUUGAUAAAGGGGUUUUGUGAUGAAGGGGAGGUGGAGGUGGCGAUCAGACUCCAGGCAGAGAUGGCUGGAAAAGGAUUUAACGCUGGUAGCGAGGUUUACCAUGCAUUUAUUUGUGCCUAUGAGAAGUCUCAAGACUAUGAGAUGGUGGAGAAGUUGAGGAAAGAAAUGACAGUGAUGGGCACUUAGGAUUGUGAUAGCUUGCUUGGAUGAUACACAUUGAUGCAUCAUGCAUGGAUUUCAACCUCAGCUUAUUGCAGCAAAGAACUCUGGCUCAUAUGUUCUUCCUGCAGACAGCACAAUGGAAGGUUGGGACAAGCAACAUUUAUUUCUGGGUAAAUCCUUCUCUUUGCCAACAACCUGGUCAGAGGGCUCAUGACAGUGCUGAAGUUGAGGCAGAUGAGGGCAUUGGACUUGGACAUGCUCCACUUUCAAGUAAACCUGCCGUCUUCAUGGAAGUAAAAUUUCCCUAUGGUUUUACUUUACAUAAUCCCACAAACUUCUCUUCCCAUGUUCUUAGUUCUUGCACAUCUAAAUUAAAUACUGAACCCAGAUACCAAUUCGACUCCUUGUCCCACACUGAAUCACUGAAUCUGUCCUCUGUCCCACACCAGACAGUGAGACAGGGAGGAGCUGCUCAAGUGCUCAUGCUGACAGCACCGUGACUGUCCCCUGGCCAGGGUUGUUGUUUGAAGUCCUGAUGUUGCUCCUGGUCAAGGUACUCAAUCAGCCUACUGUCACCUCUGCGCCAUCUGUUCCUCAUGUCAAUCCAAGUGCUGAUCUUGCGGGCGUCUCUGGUGAUGUCAAUGUAUCCACAGCAUGAGGCUUGAGUCUUUGAUGAUUGUGUCUUGUGGGCACUUGAAUCAUGUCUUUGCUUGUGGCUUGAGUAAAUCACACUGUUUGCAAGCUCUGUAUCCGCCUUGCCUGCUGGCACACUGAGGAGAGUCAUCCAUCCUAUCCAAGUUGCACCGGUUCAGUGGCUGUCAACAAUUCUGCCUACUUAGACUUCGAUGACCACUUUGUUAGUUGGAUGGCCGCUAAAACAGAUACAACAUCGGAAAUCUGGCUGUAUGCCUUUCCAUCAACAUUGAGAGCUGAAGUGGAGUUACUGAUCGGUAAUGUAAAGUAACCUUAAGAUUCCUAGUUACAGUUCAUUAUAGCGGUGAGUUUCAACUGCUGAGCUAUGGUUCUUGA